This is a messenger RNA of Cercospora beticola, 1359 nucleotides long. NCBI's taxonomy places the organism in Eukaryota, Fungi, Ascomycota, Dothideomycetes, Mycosphaerellales, Mycosphaerellaceae. The record is from RefSeq and is a predicted model, not a curated record.
CAUUGACUUGUCAUGGCCGCAGUAAUGUCAUCAAACCCGCCCACAUCGUCCUCAACGAGAAAACCAAUCGUCCCGAAUCCAUCGCGCUCACCGCUCCCACUCUCCGCAUCUCAAGAGUCCCAAGUCCGCGAGCUAUAUCACAAACGAGUCCGCCAAAAAUGCGCCGAUGAAGUGAGAGAAUUCGCAGCAUGCUGCACCUCCCGAACCUUCACAGCGACCAUCAUGUGCCGCAAAGAGCAAAAAGCCAUGAACAACUGCAUGAUGCUCUACGCCACACAAGCCGAACAGGACGCGGCUCGAGAAGAAUGGUUUGCGACAAUGGAUGAGAGACGGAAAGAGCGCGAGGUGAAGGAAGCAAAGAGGAAGCAAGAUGAGAAGUUUUGGCGCGAGUGGUGGGAUAAAGAUUCCAAGGGCGUGCCAUCUACGGAAGGAAGAGACAAUAAGGGAAGACAUAUACAACCGAAUGGAAAGCCGUGAAGAGCUCGAAUGAAUCACCAAUGGAUGGAAGUUGAUGCUGGAAGACGCGAUGGACAACAUGCAUUACUGGACAUCCGCACCGCGGGUUUGUCUCUAUGUUUACAGCUCAAGCGACAGACUCUGGACGGCCAUCUCCUCCGAGCCCGGCGUACUGGGUAUCUCUACUCUACAAGGCUUCGCCAACUCGACGUCCGGCGCCUGCACCAGGACUAUUACUUCCGCGUACCUCGAACAUUUCUGGCUCGACUACAGGCGAAUGCGCGAGCCCAGCUCGCGCCUCCAUCAGCUCUCUCUGCCGGGCUGGACUUUCCCUGGUCAUAUAGCUGGGCGGAUUACUCGGGAAAGAAAUUUCGACAGCAGCCAUGGCUUCUUCGUAUGUGGGCGAAGGCAAAAUGGGAGUUUCUGGACUGAUUGGAGAAGGAGCCCAAUGAAGCAAGUCCGGAUUGGCCCGUACGCUUCCUCUCCAACGACCGUAAGCUGGAGGUGGAUUCGCCAUCUUUGGAACAUCUUUGUCCCACUCGUCAGGCGUCUGCGUCGCCGCUGCUGUAUUGGCCACGAUUGGAUCGGGACGAACUUCAUCGCUUGGCACAUGAACUUCAAUUGGCAUGGGCGGAACAAAAGUCUCCUCCGCAUCGUCCCCCACAGUUGGAAUACGUCGGACAUGUGGAUGGAGGUGAUCGCGAUGGUUCCGGUGUCUUCGCUGGUGGCCGUGUCGUGUCACCCUCACGAACGUAGGCAGAUCCUUGUUCCGCCGCUUGCUGUACAUGAAGAAGCGGAUGAGAGCGUGGGAGAAGACAAUGGUAGCCAAUAGAAUGCCCAGAAUGAAAAGGACAUGGAAAGUCAUCGUCACUCCGUCGACAGUCAUGGCCAGAGCAACAUCUA